UCUUUGAGUGUCGAUCGUAGUUAACGCACCUGCGCGCGUCGCAAAAAUUUGCUGCAGUUACUGUUCAAAGUAAAAACCGCGCAUUAAAAAAUGCUAUAAAACAUAUUAAACAAAGUGUUCAAAAAACUAUAAAAACGCUAACCAAAACUUGUUUGGGCUUUAAGACACUGGGAAUAUACUGGCUUAAGCCCUAAGGCACAAACAUUUUUUACAGGCACUUUAUGGCGUUUGAAUGUGACUAAGCCAUGCCCACUGAUAAUACAGGCAGCGAGGGCGGCGCCAUGCCCAUGCUGCGCGCCUCGCGCAUGGAUCAGUUCAUGUCCACAGUGGCAGCUGUGGCGGCUGCUGCAAGUGGCGGCGGCGCUGGCGCCUCCGAUGCCGCCAACAGCGGCAGUGAUUCCCGCAACUCAUCGGCGAGUCGCAUCUCGGCCUAUGAAACGCAGCUGGCGUAUCAUCAGCAGCUGGCGCUGCAUGGUGGUGCAGCUGGUGGCCCAGCGCCACCACCGCCGCCGCCACAUCAUCGUGAAAUAUCCGCGUUUGUGCCGGUGCUGCCCACGCGCCAAGCACUGGAGGCCAAAGCGCGUGCGGCGGGCAGCAAUUCCAACUAUGAAAUCAUUGCCAUGAUGGCGGACAAGCGCAAGGAGCUGGCGCUACGUGAAGCGGCAGCAGCUGCUGCUAUGCUGGGACGCGGCGGACCACCUGGUGGCCCAGCUGGAGUGCCUGGCGUGCUCUACGGUGCGCCGCCACCGCCGCCAUAUUUAGCAGCGGGUCCCUCGCCCACUGCAGCGGGCAGCUUUGCUUUUCCGCCAGGUGCCGCCGGCGCUGCUUUAUUUCAGCCCGGACUGGGGCCGGGCAUGCACGCUGGACUGGAUCGGCGGCUGCUGCGCGCGCCUGGACGCGCCUCGCGGCCCAAGAAGCAGUUCAUCUGCAAGUUCUGCAAUCGCCAGUUCACCAAGUCCUACAAUCUGCUCAUCCACGAGCGCACCCACACCGACGAGCGGCCCUACUCCUGUGAUAUAUGCGGCAAGGCCUUUCGGCGUCAGGAUCAUCUCAGAGAUCACAGGUACAUUCACUCGAAGGAGAAGCCUUUCAAGUGCACCGAGUGCGGCAAGGGCUUCUGCCAGUCGCGCACUCUGGCCGUGCAUAAGAUACUGCACAUGGAGGAGUCGCCGCACAAGUGUCCGGUGUGCAGUCGCAGCUUUAAUCAGCGCUCGAACCUGAAGACACAUCUGCUCACCCACACCGACCACAAGCCGUACGAAUGCUCCAGCUGCGGCAAAGUCUUCCGGCGCAACUGCGAUCUGCGGCGUCAUGCGCUGACGCAUGCGGUGGGUGAAGUGAACAGCGCCGACUAUGUGGUGGAUGUGGGCGGCGAGGAUGAGGCGCGUCAGCUGAGCGGCGAUGAGGAGGACUCGCUGCUGGAGGUGGACUCGCCCAGGCAGUCGCCAGUGCAUCAGCAGGAGCAAACAGAGCGGCAACGUGAGCGCGAUCGCGAGCGCAUGCGGCUCAAGCGCAAAGCAAACGAAGCGGAGGAAAGCGAAGAGGAAUACGAUGAAUACGAUGAGGAGGAGGAGCUGCGUGAAGCGGAUGCGCUGGAUCUGGCAGAGGAUGAAGAGCUGGAGGCAGAAACUGAAGAGGAGCAAGCAGAGGUGGCGCUUGUGGCGCGUUUCAAAGCUGGACAAGCUCAAGCUCAAGCCAGCAGCAGCAGCAGCAGCCAGAGCGUUGCCAAGCCAGAGGGUCAGGGGGUUACCCAUUGUCAUCAUGAAGGCGGCGAAACCUACACCAUGCGUCCCCAUGCUGAGGAGCCGCCGUCGGCGCAGCUGCCACCCAACUAUAUGCCCAGUCUACGCUAUGCAGCACCACCAGCACCCACUGGCGCCGCCACUCAUUUGCUACCCGGCGAUCCGUAUCUGCCCAUGCUGCAUGUGCGUCGCGAUUUGCAUCACAAGUCGCUGAAUUUGAGUAAAUCCAACAAUGCCACGCCCCCCAGCAUUGUCACCGAGCCCAGUCGACCGCCCUCGCAGCCUCUGCACUCGCCACACGAGGCCAUGCCCAGUUUUCUGGGCUCCAUACCAGUGCGCAAGCGCAUUUUGCCGCCACCACCGCCGCUGGUGGAGCAGCUGGUGGAACAUCAGCGCGCCUUUAUGGAUAAUCAAAGCAUUUACGCUCUAAAUAUGUCGCGACAUCCACCCAGGCAGUUGCUGGGCAAGCCGCCAGCUACGGAAACUAGCGCAGCUUUGGAAAAGGAGCCCGCACCACCGCCUGCUGCACCACCAGCAGCAGCGCCUGCCGCAGCACCACCCAGACGCACAGGAUUCAGCAUUGAGGACAUUAUGCGGCGUUAAUAACACGUUUAGUACAUGUACUAAAUUUUAGUACAUGUUCUAAAUUUUAGUACACGCUCUAAAUUUAAUUUAAAAAGCAGCUGCUAUGUUUGUAGCCUGCUUAGCCAUAAGCGCACUUUUAGUACAUUUUAGUACAAUGUAUUUUAGGCAUUAGGCAUUUAAUUUGUAGUUUUUAGCACAUUAAUUCAAAGCUGAGGUUGCAUACGAAGGACAGCAAAUUGCUUUUAGCACAUAAGCUUGCAUUUAAUUUAGUACUUUUAGUACAGCUCGUACUUAGUUUUUAGUGCCGUUUAUUUUUUAAUACAAGAGUCUAACAUUUAGUCUAAGUGCCAGCACUAAGUGUUGUGCUUCCAAACAACUUUAAUUUAUCUACAUUUUGUAGCAUAGUGUAAGCAACAAAAACAACGCAACAAGUUGCAUGCUGAGGGAAAAAAAGGUUGAAAGUAAAAGUAAAACAAUACGAAAGAAAAAAAUAAAUAAAUAUCAGUAAAUUAAAUCUUUGCUACAUACGAAGCGAACAUAACACACAAGUUACAAUUUUUAUAGCGCUUAGCUAAGAGUUUUAAGAUUUGAUUUUAAUUUAAUUUUAAUUUAAAUAGUUUUAAGACAGCCUGCUAGCAUUCCAUGGUCUUCCUUGAAUUUGAAAUGAUUUAUUUGUAAGCAAUACAACAAC
Drosophila busckii is the source of this 3018-nucleotide messenger RNA. It is a transcript of the gene bowl, whose product is annotated as protein bowel. Gene Ontology annotation, cellular component: nucleus. Bases 246 to 2345 code for a protein of 699 amino acids. The record is from RefSeq and is a predicted model, not a curated record. Gene Ontology annotation, biological process: embryonic hindgut morphogenesis; embryonic pattern specification; regulation of transcription by RNA polymerase II. The transcript has 4 exons. Lineage: Eukaryota; Metazoa; Arthropoda; Insecta; Diptera; Drosophilidae. Gene Ontology annotation, molecular function: RNA polymerase II transcription regulatory region sequence-specific DNA binding; DNA-binding transcription factor activity, RNA polymerase II-specific.